AGCUUUCAGGCAGAUGGGAAUCAGCGGAGAGAUUGCUUUCAAGAGUGACGACUUCCUCGGUAUUCCAUGGAGAUCCAACUCGACAGAAGAUGCUCUCGCUGUUGAGCGUCACACCGCGUUCCGCCUCGGCGUCUUUGCUGAUCCAGUGUACACGACUGGUGACUGGCCGCAAAUCAUGAAGGACACCCUCCCACCUGAGUAUCUGCCACGUUUCACUCCCCAGGAAAUCAAAGAUAAUCUCGGAACGGCGGACUUCUUCGCCAUCGACGCCUACCGUGUCCAGUACAUCGUGUCUCCGUCGGUUGGUAUCGACGCGUGUGUCGCAAACACCUCGCAUCCACUGUGGCCUGAAUGCAAUGACGUGAUGCUCUUCGAUUCUUCAAAUGCGGGUUGGGCGGCUGGCAUCAGUGCCGAUGCGCGUUCGACCUGGCUGCAGGCUACGCCGAAUGCCCUGCGAACAUUCCUGAAGGGCUUGCACACCCGUUGGCCUACGAAGAAGAUGUACGUCUCUGAAUUCGGAUUGACGGAACCGUUCGAGUGGGCCUGGACCGAUCUGUUCCGCAUCACGGAAGAUGUAGCACGAACCAGUGAGCAUAUCCAUCCUCUCAUACUCUCGCCCUAAGAUUGUUCGAAGAUUACUUCAUGACCUAUCUGGGCCAAAUCAUGCUGUCGAUUCACGAGGACGGCGUGCCGAUCGCUGGUAUCUUUGCGUGGGGUGAGUUGUACAGCUAUCUCCUUGUCUAAUGCUUCACGCGCUCUUGCAGCUAUGCUUGACAAUCUGGAAUG
Messenger RNA from Mycena citricolor, 786 nucleotides. The record is from the annotation of a GenBank genome assembly. Lineage: Eukaryota; Fungi; Basidiomycota; Agaricomycetes; Agaricales; Mycenaceae.